Macrobrachium nipponense is the source of this 396-nucleotide messenger RNA. RefSeq names its product pro-resilin-like. The transcript has 3 exons. Gene Ontology annotation, cellular component: extracellular matrix. The record is from RefSeq and is a predicted model, not a curated record. Bases 45 to 383 code for a protein of 112 amino acids. NCBI's taxonomy places the organism in Eukaryota, Metazoa, Arthropoda, Malacostraca, Decapoda, Palaemonidae.
GUCUCGCCACUGUAUGCUAUCCAAUUCCCUUCGGAGAAUUCAUAAUGAUCGCUAAGGUUUCCUUGUUGUUGGUCCUCGUGGCCGCUGUCUUUGGGGGCCCUUCCCAGCCACAGUAUGGAUACGCCCCUCCUCCUUCAUACGAGGAACCAGCCAAGUACGACUUCAACUACGCUGUGAAGGACGACUACUCCGGCAACGACUUCGGCCACCAGGAAGCCCGUGAUGGCUACGACACUCAGGGAUCUUACUACGUCCUCCUUCCCGACGGCCGCCUGCAGAAGGUGUCCUACAACGUCAACGGAGACUCAGGGUUUGUGGCUGAGGUCACUUACGAGGGAGAGGCUCAGUACCCAGAGUACCAUCCGGCGCCUUCCUAUGCUUAGGCUGUCUAUUUAU